UCAUAGUGUUGUCCUUUCCCAACCUUGCCCUGGCAGUUGCAAGUCCCAGAGUUCCACAGUUCCUGCCCUGCCAGCUCAUCUUCUCCAAGGGAGACCCUUUCCCUUCCCUGCCUCCAUCUCCAUCACCUUCUGGGACUCUUACCAGUAAGAAUGAGCUCUUCCCAAGAUGUUCUGGUUCCUUUUUUAGCUUCAGAUGUCUGCCACACCAGAGUCACUCUCCAGACAGAGCCAGCAAACCCCUGACCUGGAGUCCUGCCGCCUGGAUGAGUACAGGUCUGCUAGGCACUGCUGCAAGCUCUGUCCUGCUGGUGAGCAUGUUGGAGAGUCAUGCGUGAGCCCCCACACACAGGGAGAGUGUGCCAAGUGUGAGCCGGGGACGUUCACCAAGUCCGCCAACGGCCUGGACUCCUGCUUACUUUGCUCCACCUGUGGUGACGACCAGGAAAUGAUGGCCGAGUGCACUGCAACCAGGGAUCGCAUAUGCCAGUGCCGAAAGGGCCAUUUCUACCACGAUCCGGAGUCUUCAGAAAUCUGCCGUCAGUGUACCAAGUGUCCCCCGGAGACCUCCGUCCUCCAGGAAUGCAGCUCUACAGCGGACACAGUGUGUAGUUCAGCUGCUCCAAUUCACACAGGUUACGUGUACUGGCCCUAUAUCUUCUAUAGCCUAAUUCUUUAUUUCAUUAUGUCUGGCUGCUACUCCUGAAUAAAGGCAUACCUGGGUCACCCACCACCCACCAAGAUGAAACCAGAGAGCUCAUGACAGGUUGAGGCCAGGUUCUUGCGCUUCGUACCAGUAUAAUAGGCCAGCUCGGACAACAAAAUAAGACAUUAUCUCAAAACAAAACAAAAAAGGAGGGAUUGAAGGAAGAUAAGAGUACUGAAUGUAUUAGGAAAUUAAGAAUAAAUUAAGAUAGAUAUUAAGAGUGACUUUGAAAUGAAACUAGAAACUAGGAACUUCUCGGCUUCUCAGGCUCACUUAUCACUUCACACAGAAACUAUGUGAAACUGUGUGGAGCAGAUGGGGACUUGAGAGUCAAAACUAAGUAGCUUGAAUGCCUGUGUGUGAUAGAUAAGUAAUCGUAUGGGAGAAGCUGAAGUUACUGACGUAAGUCAGAAGGACUCCAGCCAAAAGAAACAUAGAAAAACUGACAGCUCGAGGACUUCAUCGAUGCUUGGCUACACGAGACGCUGACUCUGUGAGCCUCAUCCCGAUGCAUCGCCCGAGAGACCGAAAUUCUGCCCAAGGCCAGGCUGAAAUUCUGUUGGAUUGGAGAGAGCUUGCCAGAAUCAGACAUGAUCAGAGCCUGAGAACUGACAGCUCCAGCUGGGAGAGUGCAGCGAUCACGGCGGCGGAUGUUGAGUGACUCCACACGGACUACUGGAAGGACUAACCGCUGGAAGGUAUUCCCUUGAGACUUUGGGACUCUGAAUUGCUAGAGGACCGGGUUUCCCCUUGAGUGUUUGUGUUGAUGUGUAUUGUUAUGCUUUAACUGUGUGAUAAAUACAUAUU
Molecule: messenger RNA, 1510 nt
Organism: Nannospalax galili (Upper Galilee mountains blind mole rat)
Lineage: Eukaryota; Metazoa; Chordata; Mammalia; Rodentia; Spalacidae
Product: tumor necrosis factor receptor superfamily member 22-like
Exons: 6
Coding region: 194-703 (169 amino acids)
Biological process (GO): positive regulation of apoptotic process; TRAIL-activated apoptotic signaling pathway
Cellular component (GO): plasma membrane; cell surface
Molecular function (GO): protein binding
Source: RefSeq, a predicted model, not a curated record